CUCAUUUCUUCUGUCCAUGUGUGCAUAGGAAAACGGAAAACAAAGGAAAUGUUAUCGAAAAUGUUAUCAUAGCAAGGUCACCAUGACGACCAUGUAGCUACCAAAUCUGUCAUCGACAUAAUAACCAGCCCUUCCUCUACCUUGUAAUGUGGUACUUCAAGAGUCAAACCAUCCUUACGACAUGAACCCAUUGUCCUGUCAUGAUCCUAAUACAAGACGAUAUUUGGAGAAAAGUAAACAAUAAGAAAGAUAAAAUGCCUCGGCUGUUUUUAUCCCGAAAAGUCCGCCGCGGACUGGUAGUGACCAGUCUAACAGUUGCUGCCGUCGUGUUAAUUUGGAACAAUAGCUGGGGAUCUACCACGAAGAAACUAGUGUAUGGACAGUCUCAAAAUGAAAGUGGACAGUUCUUGGUCAAUACGCCCAUGUGUAAAAUACCGGACAUUGACCCAUAUGAUCCAACCGUUCGGCGUAUCGUCAGAAAAACUGGUCGAAGACUUUGUCCUGAAACGAAAGGCUUGACUUACCAAGCUGGAAACUCAUUACAUGUGAAUUGGACAGUAGCACGAACGAUGGCUGUGGACGGCAAAGUUAAAUACUGCACAUUUACUCCAGUUUACAGACCGAACUACAAACCAACCAAUAAUAACUACCUGCGAUAUCUGGAAGAAAGCGACCCUUUUGUAAACUCUGUGAAAGUUUCGCACGAAUUUGUUAAAACUACUUGUUACAAUAACAUGGAGAAGAACAUUUACAAUAACUUCCACGCUUUUAUACAAAGGAAUGAUUCACUCGAUUCAAUGUUGAAAGAUAAACUUUUAAGGCAUAUUGUAAGAGAUAAAAUUACCGAGAGAUUAAACGUCAUGAUGAUUGGAAUGGAUUCUGUUUCAAGACUCAGUUUUAACAGACAAAUGGUUAAAACCAAGGAAUUUCUGGAGAAGGAAUUAGAUGCGUUCGAUAUGUCAGGCUACAACAAGGUGGCGGACAACACAUUUAUUAAUAUUGUCCCAAUGACCAUGGGGAAGUUUGUGUUUGAGAUGCCAUGGGACGAAAGUCAAUCUUCAGUCCCUUUUGAUAAUUUUGAGUUCAUCUGGAACAAAUAUUCAAACAGUGGGUAUAGAACAUUUUACGCCGAGGAUGCCCCCGAAAUUGCAAUAUUUGACUUUCUUAAAGCAGGAUUCGACACACCUCCGGCCGAUCACUUCAACAGACCAAUGAGUGUUGCCAUGGAAAUGAAGGAAGAACUAUGGUCAAAUAAUCACCACUGUGUUCAAAAUAGGCUGGAGACUGAUAUCGUUCUGAAAUAUUUAAGUGACUUUGCAGAAACGUACAAGAAAGAAGCUCACUUUUCAUUUACAUUUAUUACUCGUUUGUCACACGAGGAUGUGAAUAGUGCAGGAGCAGCUGAUGUACCGUAUUACAAUUUUUUCAAAUCUUUACAUGAGAAGGACCUUUUAAUGAAUACGGUUAUUUUCUUUUAUAGUGAUCAUGGCAUGAGAUUUGGAAAGAUUCGUGAAACAUACAUUGGAAAACUAGAAGAGCGGCUGCCAUUUAUGUACGUUGUCUUGCCAAAGUGGUUGACAAGAAAUUACCCAUUCCUAAAAACUAAUUUACAAACAAACGCACAUAGACUUACCACGCCAUUUGACGUGUAUGAAACACUUGUUGACAUUUUGCAUUUUGAUGGUAAGGAAAAAGAAGUUCCAUCAGAAUCUAGAGGUGCAAGCUGGUUCCGAGAAGUUCCGAAUACGAGAUCAUGUGACCAGGCCGGCAUUUUACCACACUGGUGUACUUGUUUGCAUCAUGAAAAACUGGAAGUGCAAGACGAUGUUGUAGUUAAAGCAAGUCUCUUGCUUCUCUCUGAAAUAACAAGGGAACUAGAGGGGUAUAAAGAUAUAUGUGAACAACUGUCACUUCAUUACAUACGGGAAGCCACGCGUUUGGUAGAAUCAGACGACGUGUUGCGGUUCGUUGCUCGUGAACACACAACAAAUGAAGGGCACGUAUUCGGUGAAACGACCAAAACCCUUGAAGAUAUCCAAGUAGUGAUAGAAACCGUUCCAGGAAACGCGCUGUUUGAAGCAACUGUCAGACUAAAUACGGUGUACGACAGCUUUAAGGUUGUUGGGGACAUCAGUCGGAUAAACGUCUAUGGCCAUCAAUCUGACUGCAUCGAUGUUUUCAAACUUAAGAAGUUCUGUCAGUGUAAAGACUACAGCACGUAACGUAUCUGUUACAGACUCUUGUUCUACGCAAAGGAAAUGGUGUGUAUGGUUUUGUGUAGAGGGUCUAUUCCAUUCAAGGGGCCAUGUUUUAUGUAUAAAUUAUUUAUCAAUUUUUAGCCCGUCUGUUUUUCGACGAAAAAUGUCGAUGUUUUGUAAUAGCCUUGGUGUUGUUGCCAUCAUUGUGCAAACUAUCUAACCGUGGUCAUCACCCUAAACCAGUUUAAGACAUUUACAUGAAACUAAGUACACAUGCUACUAUUUGCAAUUCUCAAAUGUUAGCCAUAGCAGUUAAUGGGCUAAAACACA
Molecule: messenger RNA, 2528 nt
Organism: Mya arenaria
Lineage: Eukaryota; Metazoa; Mollusca; Bivalvia; Myida; Myidae
Exons: 3
Coding region: 201-2222 (673 amino acids)
Source: RefSeq, a predicted model, not a curated record